AUGCCGGCGAAUCUCAACCUCUCACUUAUUCUCUUGACUGCAGCAUCGACCGAGGUCGUUCUUGACUUGCAGAUCAUGUGUUCCCUGGCAGCACCCCAAUGCACUUCCCUGUCGCAUGAGCACGAAACUCCAAUAGCAGAACAAGUCUCUCAAUCCAUCAUGAAGCGUGCAGCGUUAAAAUUAGUGGAUUUUGACAUCACAUCACAAUUUUACGUCAUCCCCGUCUCUUUGCCUGAUUUUAGCGCCAGGGUACCAAGGCUGAAUCUCAAUCUCCGAUGGAGGCCCUUCAUUGUCAUUGAUUCGGCAUCUUGCUACUCGCCAAGAGGAAACUGUAGCGCGACCAACGAUUCACCCGCGCUGGAGUGGUGUCCACAAUUACCAUCAGCCGCACCAGGCCACCAGGGAAUAAAUGUCAAGGCAACAGAGAGCCUGACAGGAUCUCAACGGGGAAAGUGA
Messenger RNA from Paracoccidioides lutzii Pb01, 456 nucleotides. RefSeq lists its product as hypothetical. The record is from RefSeq and is a predicted model, not a curated record. Bases 1 to 456 code for a protein of 151 amino acids. The transcript has a single exon.